AUCCUGCACGUUUUUAGGCUUUAAUCAGAUAUAAAUACAUAUCUCCUUUAUAAAUUGAUAUAAACAGCACCAAAUGGUUGACAAAAAUUCAGCACAACGCAAGUGAAGUGAAUGUGCGGUGUGGAAACUUGCUUCACACGCUGAGCGCGUGCACCACUGAGAAGCGCUGACGGUUGAAAAAGGUAACGUUAGCUCAACCUGUAGCUAGGGAGCUAGCGUUAAAGUUAGCUCAUCUGCCAUUAAAACUGUUUUUUAUCAACAGACUGCGGCGUGAUGAGAUAUUUAUCGAUAUUGUGGAUUAAUUCGGGAUAAAAACGAAUCAGCCGACUGGUGUGCAGUCAUUAUCUCAGGACUCACAAGAAAUACCAACUUAUUCGUAAGUAUGAUUUCUGCCGAUUUUGAAGUUCAGGUUGAGAUCCAGUUCACCUCAAACUCACCGUCGUCUGCGGGCCUGCAGGAGGACAUGAGCGGCGAGAGGAAGCCGGACUGCCCGGAGAGUCUUCAGAGCUCCGGUCAAGGAGAGGUGGAGGACCCACUGUCGCUGUUGGCUGCCGUCGCUCUGGCGCCACCCGGCGGUGAUCCUGCGGCCUGCAGCUGUCACUGUGAAGCCUGCAGCUGUGUGGAGGUCAGAUGGAUGGAGAGGAGCAUCCAGUCUGUGGAGGUGCAGCUCCAGUUCCUCAUGAGCAAAGCAGACGACUUACACGACUGUCUUGUCAAUGGACAGGGUAAUUUAGACAGAGAGGCUCUUGCUGCUGCAGUGCCAAGUUUCCUGUUCACCUGUCAGCCUUUCUUUAACCACCUGGAAUCCCAGCUGCAUGGCCAUCUGCCUUUGGACAUCUACACAGGGCGCGUGCAGCUGUUGGACUUCUCACAGCAGCUGUGUGACCGGUUGGAACAACUGGUGUUGACCUACGCCAGCUACAAUCUCCUCUGUUUGGACGACACCAAGCCUAACAGUGUGUCCCACUUCUGCAUCGGUCAGAGUCAGCUCGGCCCGAUGAGGGUGACAGCGUUCCGCUACUUUAAGCCCACACCGUACCUGCCCAGGGUCGACACGGGCCUGUAUAAGCGCAUGCGCUGGAACAUAGAGAGACUCAGAGACGAGCAGCAGACAGACAAAGAGAAUGAGGAAGACACAGUCGGCGACACAGAGUAUUUCUUCCUGUGCUACGAGGAUAUUCCCAACCCCCACGCAGAGGCUGAUGACGAGAGCCAUGUGGUGAGGAUGUGGUCCAUCGGUCAGUGGGUGCAGUUGACCCCAGACACAGACGACAUCUAUGAAUGGAUUAUGUGCGAGGUUCCUGAGGCCAAGUAUCACAGGCUGCUGUUUCUGGGCAGCGAUGAGCCGUCCAGCUGCUGCGCUACAGACUACGUGCAGCAGCUGCUGCAGACAGCAGAGUGAUGAUAUUAGCACACAUAUGACACCCAUCUCUGGGGUACUUGGUUGGUAGAAGGACAGAAACUGGACCAAUUUAGAUAUCACAGGAGGGUGCAGAUAAAUCCUCAGGAUAGUUAUUGAGCAAAUGUGUGUUGCUGAGUUUACUGUGAGAUUCUAUGGUUGAAUAUCUGCUUUUUUUUAUGUGUCUGGAUGUCUGAGUAGAAGCAUCUGAGCCGAACUCUAUGGAAGCCAUGAUAGGCAAGUGAAAACAAUUUUAAAUUGUAUUUUAUUUUCUUUCUUGUAUUUAUGAUCUAAGAACAGGUUUAAAAGUUUUAGCAGGAUAUUCUAUUUAUCAUUAUUAUUUUGUCAGAACAUUUUUUUGUUGCAAUACCAAUUUUAGCCACAAGAGGCUUAGGUGCACUGCUCCCCCAUGUUGAAAAUAGGGCUGUAAACAUUCUUGUUUUCUUCCAGGUGAGUUUUAUUUUCUCAAAUGACAGAAAUGUUACAUAUUUUACUUACUCAACGUGUAUAUCUUGUGUUAGGGUGCAUGGAGAAAUCAAAAUUCAUCUGGAAAAAACAUGUAUACUUGAACUUAGAACAUGAGGAAGUGGUGGCGUACUUUAGCCUCUAGUGGCCAAAUUGAGCAUUACAAUGACAAACACUGAUCCUGACAAAAAAAUCCACCUGCUUCACAACUGAAAAAGGAACUAAUGACCUUUCCCCCCACAUUUGUUCUUAAGUAAUGAACACAAGAGAGAAAACAGUUUACCUCAGACUUGGAAAAUUGAUCACUGGAUUUUUUUUUUGUCUCUCAGGGCUUCUGUAGCAAUCACAAACAGAUCACAUGACUGUUAAACGUGAGUUUCAAUCAGUGACUCGAUGCUUUUAGGGCCUGCUGGGUUUUCUACAUUUAAAGUCAAAGAGGCUUCUGUUUCUUAUAACACACUAGGAUCAGUGUGCAAGUUUUACAGUCAAGUUAUGUAAAAGUUUUAUACUGUAAUGUGUGUUUUUCUGACAUUUCCUGCACUCUAUUUUGUCACUUUUUUUUGUUCAGGUUGUUCAUGUUGUAUUUAGAUUUUAUAAGAAAUUGUAAAUAUUUUAAUUUUUUAUUGUUUUUGUUUUACAGUUGAAACAUUUUUAAGCUCUUUGUUGUGUUUCAAAGAAAGAGUUAAGAAGAGUUAUUAAAAAAAACAUUUUAUUUA
Messenger RNA from Centropristis striata (black sea bass), 2580 nucleotides. It is a transcript of the gene c1h19orf67, whose product is annotated as chromosome 1 C19orf67 homolog. NCBI's taxonomy places the organism in Eukaryota, Metazoa, Chordata, Actinopteri, Perciformes, Serranidae. The transcript has 8 exons. The coding region runs from base 383 to 1402 and encodes 339 amino acids. The record is from RefSeq and is a predicted model, not a curated record.